UCCCAUCAGUCCUUCUAACCAUGCAUGCUUAUAUCAGUGACACCAGCUCUUGAGAACAAUGCUGUGCACCUUGCAGACCCCCAGCCAUGCCUGGGUUUCACCUGAGAAGCCUGGUAAUUUCUGAAGAACUGAUUUCACCGGUCAAUUCCCAAGGUAGAUCAAAUGCUACAAAGCAGAGCCCAGAAACAGCCAAGAAAUCAACAGAGGAAUGUGAGACAGAAUGUUUUCAUGGCAUCUCAACCUCCCUCUAAAAUGCCUAAUGAGAAACAAAAAGAAAGAGGGAAAUCACCAAUUAUUAUGGAGGAUAGAAAAACAGAUGUAGUGAAGCCGAAUAAAAGGAGUAGAGCAAAUGGUAUAUUACAACCUCAGUGUGAGAAAGAGAUUACAGGGGUUUCAAAAACAACCACCAAACUCAAACCACCACUAAAAGAGCUCACAAAAAAAACAGGGAGAAUUAACAGCAAGCUUCCUACCAGGCCUGAAAACAAGCAAAGUGUCAAAGUGACAGAAAGUGAGGAGGAGGAGGAAUCAGAUAGUGAUGCGGGAAGUUCAGUGGAGAUGACUGAGGAGGAAAGUAGUAAUGAUGAGGAGGAGCACCGGGGCAGUAAUGAAAAGACAGCUGAGACACUGAGUAGUGAGCAGGGCAGUGAGGAAGAGGCUGAGGUUUCAGAUACCCAAAGAGGUACAGAAUGGACAGCAAACAAGGAAUCAGGCAAAGAACUUUCAGGGAAAGAAAAAUCCUCAAUUGAUUCUCGGAUCGAAACAGUCUCAUCCAGUGCCGGGGAAGAGGAAAGCAAGAAGGAAUUCAAAAUAUUUGAGGCCGUCAGUGUUGGUGAAGAUAAGGAGAUAAACCAGAAGGGAAUAUCUGAAAAGCCAACAGUUCAGAAAGCCUGCAGACGACAGCAGCAGACCUCAGGUCCCUCAAAGCCUGCGCAGGAGCCAAAAUACAAGAUGUUUAAAAAAACAAAGGCUAUUCAGGAUAUUCAGACUGAGAAGGCAGAAAAAAAGCAGGCCAAAGCAGAAAAGCAAAGGUUAGAAAAAGAAGCCAAACAAAAAGCCAAGGAAGAGCAAAAGAACAAAACAAAGCCACAGAAAACAGACAAACCCAUUUCUGCAACAGAGGAAAUUCAAACAAUUAAAGGUCUUUCCCUCAGUGAGGUCAACCCAGGAAAAGGCAAGACCCGUUUGGUGAACAAAACAAAAUAUAUUAACAAGAAUGCUUGUCCUGUAGAAGCUGGUUCAGAUGAAGAUGAGGAACAGCGGGAGGCUGACCCUACAUUGUCCAAAGCUAUCAAAAACCAAAACCAAAUAAUGCGUCUCAGAGCCAAAGAUAAAGACAUCAAAGUCAUUGUGGAGUCUGAGGAGCAGCAGGACACUCUAAGUGCUGUGAAAGGGCACCCACAGAGUUUGCUUUCAGGUAAGAGCAGCAUAGCAUCUCUCCGACACAAAACAAAUAAGAUGCUAGCAAAGCUAGACAAGGACACAUCCGGGAGUGAGGCCCCUGAUGGGGGCAAACCCAAGGAACAUCUGAUGGCACAAAAAAAAGGUAUGAUGACUCUCUGCCAGGUGUCUGGAUGGAUUCAGAAGAAAACACCAAAGGGGUUAAACUUCAAAAAGAAACUUUCUGCUUGGACUAAAGCCAUUGGAGUUUCUCAAUGGCUCUCCCUCCGGGCCAUAAAACUGAAACAAGAUAUCAGAAAACCCAAGGGCAAGAUCUUCAAACACAGGAUGACAAUGAGAGUUGCCAGUAAAACCAGCCUAGCCAGUAGAAAAAACAAGUGCUCCUCUGAGGAAAAAAUGGCAGAAGAGAAAGCCAGCCUUCAGGAAACUGCAGGGGAACAUGUAGGAGAAACAGCCAAAACUGGGGAGAAAGAGGUAGAGGCCAAAUAUGCUGUGGUACUCCCCAGGAUGAAUAAAGUGGCCAAUGAAAAGACAGCUGAGGAAUCCCAGGUAGCUCCUGGGCCUUUUACUCCAUCAAGUAGCACUGGAUCACCAGUAGAGCCCAGUACCUCAGACUCCAAAACACCCAAACCAGGUGCCAGGCUUGUACUUCCUGUCAAACCAGAUCUCAGCCUCCUGAAGUCCAUCAACAAGGCCUUGCCAAGAGGGUUAAUAUCAGAUGAUGAUACGAAACAGAGGGUCCCUCAUUCCAGUGGUACACCAAAAGGAUCAUCCCACAUACAGGACAGAGACAGAAGUGGACUUGAUAAUCAAAAUGGAGCCAAUGUGCUACAGGCUGCAAGAGGGAAACUGCACUCCUCCCAUAUUAAACUGAGCAAGAUGUCCAUGUCAGAGGGGAUGAUAGGUGGUGGACCGUCUCAGGCCAAAGGACCAGACCCAGAAAGAAAGUAUUCAGCUGGAAUAUCCAAAUCUCCCAUGGAGCCCUUUCCAAAUGGGGAGGCAAAUGCAGUAAUGUCAGGUGUUGGAUCCUUGUAUGAAGAAGAGGCUGGCAGGGAAGUGGCCCAGCUAAUGGAUGAGGACAGUUUAUAUACUAUCACCCAACCACAGGUUCACUGGGCUGGGAACCAAUGGAUGAGUGGAGACCCUCAAGACUGGCUUCCUGCUAAGAACCUGUUGCCCCACCAGACAGUAGAGAAGCUAACCAAAUGGACAGUCUAUGAUGAUGCGGGCCAGGUCAGGACAGUUCCUGCCCACAAUGGCAGGGGACCCUGGGAAUCAGAGGACCUCACCCAGGAGAUGCUGGAGAGUCGGCUAGUGCUGAUGCCAGGCAGCAAAAGCGCUGUAGAAGUGGAUGAGGUAGAGGAUCUAUCCCAGCUGGAACAGGUCUGCGAAAGCUCUGUGCUUCUGAAUCUGAAGAAGAGGUUCCACCGUGACUGUAUUUAUACUUACAUUGGAAACGUGCUGCUGUCCAUUAACCCCUUCAAGCCUAUUAACAUAUACACAGAGGAGCUGAGAGAGAAAUACCAAGGCAAAGAGCAGCACAGAAACCCACCGCAUGUGUAUGCCAUAGCUGACGUCACCUUCCACCAGUCUCAGAAUUCCACACAGGAGCAGUGCAUCGUCAUAAGUGGCCAGAGUGGUUCAGGGAAAACUGAAGCUACCAAGCUGAUGGUCCACUACCUGAGCUCCAUGUAUCAGGGCAGAAACGACAACUUGCGACAGGCCAAUGAGGAAAGGAACUACCAUGUGUUCUAUGAGUUGCUGGCAGGUUUGAACGACUGGGACAAACAAGAGCUCUACCUACAGGGAGCCGAGACCUAUUACUACCUAAACCAGGGUGGUGCCUGUGAGUUGAACUGUAAGCAGGAUAAACAGGACUUUAAAUUGUUGGUUCAGUGCUUUGAGACCAUUGGCCUCCAUGCUGACCAGAUCACCACUGUUUGGGCCAUCCUGUCCUCUAUUCUGCAGCUUGGCAACAUCUGCUUCAACUCAUAUGAGAGUGAAUCCUUUGAGGUGGCCCGUAUCUUCAGUGAGGCUGAGGCCAGGCGGGUUGGCUCCCUGUUACAGAUUUCCUCUGAGGCCCUGCAGACUGUCAUCACUCACAGAGUCACAGAGACAACCUAUGACAGGAUCUACUGCCCUUUGUCUGUGGAAAGUGCUAUAGAAUCCAGAGAUGCCAUUGCCAAAGCCUUGUAUUCAGUGCUGUUUGACUGGUUGUUUGAGCAGAUCAAUGACUGGCUGAGCCCCACAGAAAUGGACAGCACGGUGGGGAUAGUGGACAUCUAUGGGUUUGAGGACCUGGGAGUGAACAGCUUUGAGCAGCUAUGUAUAAACUUUGCCAAUGAGCAGCUGCAGCACUUUGUCAACAAGGCAGUGAUUGCUCAAGAGCAGGAGGAGUACAGUGCAGAACAGAUCCAGUGGUACCCAGUGCCACUGAAAAACAUUCACUCCUGCCUAGAACUAAUCUCCUCCAGGCCACAUGGCAUCCUCCACAUCCUGGAUGACCAAACCUGCUUCCCCCAGGCCACCGAUCACACCUUCCUCCAGAAGUGCCACUACCAUCAUGGCAACAGCCUCUACUAUGCCAAGCCCAAGAACCCACUGCCAGUCUUCACUAUUUAUCAUUAUGCUGGAGCAGUCACCUAUCAGGUCCAUAAUUUCUUGAAUAAGAACCAUGACCAUUUCAGAAAAGAAGUGGUGGAGCUUUUUGCCAGGAGUCGGUUAAAGAUGAUGUCAGAGCUGUUCCGGAAAGUUCAUGAUAGUUACAUCCAACAGAGAGAGCUGGGUUGGGGAGGGAAGGGGAGCCGCCAGCAGCACUCCACUGCUGCCUCCCACUUUCUUCAGUCCCUGACCGAACUCACCAAACGGCUGGAGAGAUGCAAGACCACAUUUAUCCAUUGUCUAAAGCCAAACUAUGUCAAGCUUCCCGGGAUCUUUGAUGUGGACUAUGUGUCAGGCCAGCUGAGGCAUGCAGGGAUCAUGGAGACCAUCCACAUUAGGAAAGAAGGGUUUUCCAUUCGGAUUCAAUACUCCUACUUCAAUGAGAGGUAUGGCUUUCUGCUAACCCAGCAGUUGAGUGAGAUGUCAGACAGAGAAGAGACUGUGGCUCUGCUGGAUACGGUGGGUGCAGAGAAGGAGCAGUACCAGCUGGGACUCACCAAGGUAUUCCUCAAGGAGCUUCUGUACCAGCAGCUAGAGGAGAGGUGGAGCAGCACUAAGACCUGGGCUGCCAUCACUAUCCAGAGGAACAUCAGGGGCUUUCUCUGUAGAAAGAACUUCAAGAUCUUCAAACAGAAAGCCAUCAUCAUCCAGAGCCACAUCCGAGGACACCAGGCCAGGAAGUACUACAAGCGUCUGAAGCAGUCCUUCACUCAGUUCUGGGCGGUGAUGCUGAUAACCAGAAACACCAUCAAGAGAUGCCAUUGGAGGAAGGAAUUUCAAGAGAGGAACAAAGUAAAAGCAGUGACAAAGGCCAAGUCUGUCUCUCCAGAAAUGGAUGUGGGGAUGCUGGAGAUCCCUGCUGAGCUGUCAGCCAGGCUCCGCAGUGCAGCAGGGCGCCAGCAUGUAUCAGGGGUCACAGAAGUGGCACCUCCACAAGUGAAGGCAGAACACAAGCUCACUCUGCCUCCAGAUAUAAACAGAUAUCCAUUCUCUCACUAUGCCAAGUCCAUAUUAAAGGAUACAUGGUGCCAGCCUCAGGGAUGCCCUCUUCAAAGACCCCUCACACCUCUGGAGCCUGAAGAUGUCAGAACUGCCCUGGAGAUUUAUAAACUGAUUUUGCGGUUUACAGGUGAGUUGGACCUUAGUAGCUGGCAAGAGCAGAUGGUAGGUAACUACAUAGUGGAGAAGGGACAGAGCCGGCCAGCUCUAAGGGACGAGAUACUAGCCCAGUUAGUGUACCACACAUGGGCCCUGCAGGAGGAUCCAGCCAGCCUGAGGGCCUGGCUGCUGCUGGCUUGCUGUCUCAGUGCCUUUACCCCUUCAGCAUCACUGGGCAAACCCCUGCUCAAGUAUGUGUCCGACUAUGGUCCAGGGGAGUACCGCUCUCUGUGCCAACACAUGCUGCUGACAUCUCUGCAGCUUCCAGCUUCCACUGCCCGCAUCUACCCUCCCACCCAGCUGGAAUGGACCUCCAACCAGAGGAAAGGUGCCAUGCUGUUGGAUGUACACACUUUCAACGAUGACAAGCUGGCAACUGAAGUGGAGUCAUGGACCACUGGAGAACAGCUAGCCUCAUGGCUUCUCCAUUUCAGAGGAGUGUCAGAGGCGGUGCAGGGCUGGUCAGUGUCUCUUCUGACCGAUGAAGGCUGGUUAGAUCUGGCUGGCUCGGACUUUGUCAUGGAUCUGCUGGCUGGUGCAGAAGCUGAAGUGCUGCCACCACCAGGAACGCCCUCCUCUACAAGCUCAGACUAUCUUUUCAGCAACCAGGGAGACAGGAUGCUAACUACAGGUAUGGACAACUUCAUCCCACCAGCACCUUCAAUAGCUCCUGGACUGCCUCUUUUUCAGGGAAAUCCAUUGGGAAGAGAUUAUCCACAGGAAGGUCGUGGCCGUCAGAUGGAUGCCUAUGUUGAUGACUUGUUUGAUCCUGUACUGGACCAAGGACCCCCGGACAUGGAAAGAGUAGCCAUGCUAAACCGUAGGAUGAGAGGAGGAGGAGGGAUUGGACCCAUGCAGCCUGGGAUGUAUGGAGCUGUGUGGGAGGAGGAGUGUCUGCCAGCAGAAUGGAAACCUGCAGUGAUAGCCCCAGUAAUAAAACCAGGUAUGCCUAUGACAAUGCCAAGCUAUCCUAUGGCUCCUGCAAUGCCAACAAUGACAGCCAUGCCAACCAUGCCAGCCAUGAUGAUGCCUCAGACUGCUAUGCCUGCUCCUCCUCUCAUUGACCCCAUGCAGAUGGCAGCUACACAGCAGGCCCUCAUCAACCAGCAGGCCAUUCUCAUGGCCCAGCAGAUGACCAUGCAGGCAUUGAGUCUGUCCCAGCAGCAGACACGGGAGCAGCAGAAGAAGCAAGAGCAACAGAUGAAGAAGGAAGAGCAGAGACAGAAGGAGCAGGAGAGGAAGGAGGAAGAGAGGCAGAAGAGACGUCAGUCUGAUCGAUGCUCCAGGGAAUGCUCAUCCUCACCAUCCCCUCUAUCUCCAUCAUCACCACCUGCUCAGCCCAAAGCCCCCGCACAUAAACCAACCUCCAGUUAUAGGCAGCCUGAGUCAGAUCAAGAGAGAGAAGUGGACUUGUCAGAUCCAGGUGAUCUGCAGUCUUUUGGAGACAAGAGGGAAUACUUCCAAAAGAUGGGCACACAGUCCCGAGGUGAAUCCAAAACCCCAAAGUCUCAGCCAGCCCGCUCCAGCCCACCCACACAGCAGCAAUGCUCCCCACCUUUAAAGCAUCCAAUACCCCCACCUACAGCACCUAAGCCUGUGAAUAUUACUCAUAUCCCUCCUGCUAAAGAAGCAGACCCCCCGAAAACAACACCUACCCCUGCUCCUCUCACUAAGCCUCAGCCUGAGCCCACCUCCAACAUACGGGAAAUCAUCAAACAGUACAACAGUCGAACCCCACCAGAGCCUAAACCCUUUGAGGCUGAAGAAUAUCCUUCAAGGCAGUUUGUAAAGAAGAGUGACCCCAAACAAGAAGCUCUGGCCAAACUCAGAAACAAAGCACCAGUGUCACAACAGAAAAACUGGGUGCCUGCUCCACCACCAGUCAAGAGGGAGCAGCCUCCUCACAGGAUGCCCUCGUCUUCUCCUUCCUCCACCAGGGGUCCCCGCAUCAUCUCCAGCAGCAUGAAGCAGAAGCAACGCUCCCUGGAAGACCUAUUUGGCUCACAGCGUUCCAAGCACACUCCACCUGCUCCCCCCGACUUCCCGCCACCUCCUCUGCACUCAGCACCCAUCCUUCAGGACAUCCCUGACCCACCGUCCAUUGCUGCCCCGUCUCUCAAUACAAUGCCAACCGAGGAUGGCAUUUUGUCCCAGCUCCAGCACUUCUCUCCUGGUGUCUGCUUCUCUUACUCCAGAAUGUCAGGAAAACUGUUUCUGCGAAAAGAGAUUGUCUGUGCUCAUGGUAGUGACUAG
This is a messenger RNA of Monopterus albus (swamp eel), 7473 nucleotides long. It is a transcript of the gene myo15b, whose product is annotated as myosin XVB. NCBI's taxonomy places the organism in Eukaryota, Metazoa, Chordata, Actinopteri, Synbranchiformes, Synbranchidae. Bases 163 to 7473 code for a protein of 2436 amino acids. Gene Ontology annotation, molecular function: cytoskeletal motor activity; ATP binding; protein binding. Gene Ontology annotation, cellular component: cytoskeleton; myosin complex. The transcript has 46 exons. The record is from RefSeq and is a predicted model, not a curated record.